Messenger RNA from Rana temporaria (common frog), 1974 nucleotides. Its product is annotated as MORC family CW-type zinc finger protein 3-like. The transcript has 6 exons. The coding region runs from base 268 to 1890 and encodes 540 amino acids. The record is from RefSeq and is a predicted model, not a curated record. Lineage: Eukaryota; Metazoa; Chordata; Amphibia; Anura; Ranidae.
CGGCGUUGAAUUUUCCCGCUCAGCUGAGGUGAGGCGGAAGGAGCGGAAGGGAUGAAGUGAGGCAAAAAUGUCCAACUACUUGCGAACUCCUUCCAACCUGUGUUGAAGAGCCUCAUGUGACUUUAUCGGAAACUAUUGCCAAUGGCGAUUUUGGUUGUGCAGAUGCUUACUUUGGUCAUUGAAGAAGACGGCAUGUCAAAACCCAAUACUGAUAAUUUCAGACCCUAAGACAGUCCUGAUCUUUCUGAACGGCUAAACACAGACACCAUGGCUGAAGCUCCUACCCCACCAGUGUACAGAAUGGUAUCAAAUGAGAAACAAGAAGGUUUCAAUAUUGAUCACACCUACUGCAUUGCACUCUUUACACAAAACGAGCCCCUUCACCAAUUAGACCGCCGUAUUACUCAACAUGCUAUGGACACUGGCAAAGAUUUUGACUGUAACUGCUGUAAAAUGCUGAGCAUUAAGGUAAAACAUCUAAAGGAUAAAUUGGCUGUAUUAUUAGCCCAACAAGAAAAGAAAGAGAUUUCCCAAGCUUGUAUCCAGACAGAUCUCAUUGCAGUGACUACACAAAAUUUGAACAAGCGGUUGAUGUCCAAGUACGAACAGGCCCUGAAAGAGAUCCACAAGUGGAAAGUUCAGUGCAAAACACUUCAGAAACUGAAAUCUGAGCCAAGUGCCACACAGACAAAAGAGGCCGACGUCGACAGCAGGAGAGAGGUGGAUAAAAUAUACUGCCAGCUUGCAGCUUGUUGUACUGAAAGGGAUCAGUAUAAGUCUGAGGUCGAGCAGCUAAAGCAACAGAUGUCACAAAUGGAUUCUGAAAUGAGGCAAUUUAGGAAUGAAGUGGAACAGCUAAGAAAGGAAACGCAGAACACGGCCUCAGCCAGCACAUCAAGAGAUGAAAGGCAUAAAUGUCCACGUUCUCCUGAACUCAAUCCAGCUCCUGUUAUAAAGCCUCAUGUGCCUGUAUCAGAGACUGGUGUUCUUCCAUAUGGCAGUUAUAAUAGUGAUAAUUUUACCAUCCAUGAAAAAGACAGCACACCCAACCCCAACAUGGCCAUCACUGGUCUUGAAAUGUUGACUACAGGAAGCACAUCUACAGUCAGCACCCAGACUGCCCAAUCAGCAAUGAAUAUAAAAGCUGAAUGUGGUGGCUACAUAAACGUCCAUGCAAGCCAACGAGUUCCAGAUACAAGUGAUUAUUACCAUUGUGAUGGGACCGCCACAGAAAUGAAGCUUCUUCACCAAAGUUCCGUACCUGCAGUAGACCUGGGCAAAGAAUACUACUAUAAACAUUUUGAAGAACUUAGUGUCAAGGUGAAGCAUCUAGAAAAUCUGUUAGCUGCAACUCUAGUCCAGAAAGUGAAGACAAAGACUUCCCAGGCCAUCCAGACCGAUCCCAUGCAAGACAGUUCCAGGAUGCAGUUGCUGUCACAGUAUGAAGAAGCCAUUAAAGAGGUCCAAAUCUUGACGCAUCUGUACAACACAUUACAGAAACAAGAAUCUAAACUGGGGUCCACCCCAGCAAAAAAAGCUAAAGUCCAAAGCAUGAGUGAGGUGGACAAAAUGGCAAUCCAGGUCGACCGAGUGGUCCGCCAGCUUGACGCCUGCUGCACUGAGCGGGAUCUUUACAAGUCUGAGGUUGAGCAGUUAAACCAGCAGAAUUCACAGUUGGAUUCUGAAAAAAGCCAACUUAGGACUGAAGUGGUGAAGCUAAGAAGGGUGACAACCUCAACCACUACUUCAAGAGAUACAAGCACAAAGCUCUGGAACCUCAGAAUGAAUGUGGCCCGCUUACUGACCAUACUGAUUCCAGAUCAGAACUUUGGAAACUGUGAUGUUGAUGCCUUUGAUGACAUUUUACAGCAAGUGCUGAAUCAGAAAUAAGGCAAUGAGGAAUUCUGUUAUACACCAAUGCAGUGCGGCUUGUUUGAUUUCUAAGUACGAUAACUGUAUUCACACUGAUCAGUA